AGAAGACAGAGUCUGCUAGCAUUUGUCCCAUUUACGCUCGUUUCGUUUUCUUUUGGAGACGAUGUAUCAUGAUGUAGAUACUGCUGGCUCUUGGGAGGGGAUCAUAUCAGGCGUUCCGUUUUGGGUAUAUCUCACCAAGACGCUUUUCGGGCGUAACAACAACAUAAUUUGUCAGCACUAGACAAACACGAAGACGACAUCUCACGACAUCGCCAUGUAAACAUCAUUCAAAUCAUCUCUGUGUGGUUUUUACCCCUCUUACCGUCGCGAUGCCACGAAGAAAGAGCCCGAGUGAGGACGACUGGCACGGGAUCCACGAUUCCAAAAAGCGCAAGCAGAUACAAGACCGACUAGCGCAGCGAGCACGCCGGAAACGUCUCCGUGAGGCAGAAAACAAUGCGAAACAAUGUCUCCACGAGCCUGAAACGGCUGCAUCGAGCGAUGAUGUUGCAAGCUCGCGCGUCGAGUCUCAAGUCGUCCCGUACUCAGGAACGUCGUCGGUAUCUCACACGACAUGUCCCUCUCUCGAAGCAUUUUCGUUGGCCUUGUCGGCCGAGGAGUGUGGUGAGGUUGUCUAUCCGGAGUUUGUUGAGCGUCGAUUCCCGUCGAGUGAUGCGGGUUUGGCAUCAUGCUCGGUCGCAACUGCCCUCGAGUUACCACUGGCAGUCAGUCCAUCUUCGCAGCCGCACUAUCCAAUUACGGUAUUUGGAGCGCUGUACAUUAAUGGUCAGAUUCUUGGUUUAGACUGUGCGAAGAGCGAGGCUGGCAAAUCGCCUCCUGUAUGCGAUAGUGUGCCUGUUCCACUACAUCCUACGGAAACGCAACGUCUAACCGUCCAUUAUCGCUGGGUCGACCGUGUCCCAUUCCCAAAGUUCAGAGACAACUUCAUCCAUCUGAGUGCCGUGAUUGACGAUGAAGAAUUCCUGCACGAUGUGUUCACAAUGCCUACCUUCCAGCUUCGACACGGAACCGCGCCUUGGGAUCCCAGAGGCUGGAUUAUCGAAAAACCGUUCGCGGAGAAGUGGGGAUAUCUCUUUUAUUGACGACUUAACGACCAAGAAGGAGCAGACUAUCGCCACAUCGACAUGAAAUAUAUACAUUCCCCUAACACAGCAGUGCCCUGGAGAGGAAUGAUACAACUAAGGAACCACGAGUCACUUUACUUAACUGGAAUACAAAGACCCUACUGCCCGCCCUUCUCCGCCAACCCAACGAUCCAGGAAACCGUCUCAUCCAAGUGCGAAACCGAAGGGCAGUGAUCAGAAUUCAACCUCGUCACAUCGACCUUCU
Molecule: messenger RNA, 1290 nt
Organism: Aaosphaeria arxii CBS 175.79
Lineage: Eukaryota; Fungi; Ascomycota; Dothideomycetes; Pleosporales
Exons: 3
Coding region: 270-1043 (257 amino acids)
Source: RefSeq, a predicted model, not a curated record